This is a messenger RNA of Eimeria necatrix, 157 nucleotides long. RefSeq lists its product as hypothetical. NCBI's taxonomy places the organism in Eukaryota, Apicomplexa, Conoidasida, Eucoccidiorida, Eimeriidae. The annotation marks the transcript as partial. The record is from RefSeq and is a predicted model, not a curated record. The transcript is spliced from 2 exons.
AUGGCAUCAGCACAAAGCCGCGAUGAGGACUGCAACAAAAGGCAUCACGACUUCUCGCUGCAGCGUCUGAGUGCUAAAGUAAGGCACCUUAACGCCCUCCUUACUCCGCAGCCUUCGCCAGCGAUCAUUCUCAAGGAAGAUGACGAUGAUGUACAAG